UCCGCGCUUACGUCUGUCAAGGAGCGGCAGACGCCGCUGCGAGAGAUAAAGUAGAAGGCGAGCGGAGGGGCCGGGGGCAGACUCGACAGGCACCGCGAUGGGAAGCAGCUCCCCGCAGCAGCGGCAGCGCCGGCACAGCUAAAGCCUCCGGAGGGGACGGCGGCGGCCCCGGGAGCCCGGCCCGGCGAGGGGCAGCGGGGCGGGCGCGGGCGGCGGCCCCGGCUCCUCGCUCGCAGCAGCCGAGCUCAGCUCGCUUCCACCCGCCCCCCCAUCCCGCCUCCCUGCGGCCCCCCCGACCCUCCGCCUCUCGCUCGCCUUCUGCAGCCGCGCUCGGAUUUAGGGAUAAAGUGGGAGGAGGAGGCGAAGGGGGGGUGGGGGGUGUCGUCGCUUCCAUUUGUUUAUCCACGGAGGGGUGAAGUCUCCCGGUGGAAAGGCAGCCCGCCGGGGGGCCGGGAGGACGCCGGAGGGAGGGUGGUGGGUGAGUGGCGGCGAGCCCCCAGCAGCGUGGCCUUUUGGGGGGGCGCUGGGGGGGCGGCGGAGGAGGGCCGGGGCUGGGGCUGGCCGCCGCGGACCUGGCCGUAGAUGACUGCAGAAGCGCAGCAGGCUCUGUCCUCUCAGCCCCCUCCUCCUCCGGUGCAGAGCAGCUACGGCCCCAUGUCCUCCGUGGCUGAGAAGCAGCCGCAGAGCUCGGCCAUGGACGCCGCCUCGGCGGGGACCGGCGGCGCGGCCGGCAGCGCCCCGGGCAGCGGCGGAGCCCCGGGCAGCGCCGGCCCCAAGGCGAAGAAGACGAACGCGGGGAUCCGGCGGCCGGAGAAACCGCCUUAUUCCUACAUCGCCCUCAUCGUCAUGGCUAUCCAGAGCUCUCCCUCCAAACGCCUGACCCUCAGCGAGAUCUACCAGUUCUUGCAGAGCCGCUUCCCUUUCUUCCGAGGCUCCUACCAGGGCUGGAAAAACUCGGUGCGCCACAACCUCUCGCUCAACGAGUGCUUCAUCAAGCUGCCCAAGGGCUUGGGACGCCCGGGCAAGGGCCACUACUGGACCAUCGACCCGGCCAGCGAGUUCAUGUUCGAGGAGGGCUCGUUCCGCCGCCGGCCCCGCGGGUUCCGGAGGAAAUGCCAGGCGCUGAAGCCCAUGUACAGCAUGAUGAACGGGCUCAGCUUCAACCACCUCCCCGACAGCUACGGCUUCCAGGGCUCGGCCGGCGGGCUCUCCUGCCCCCCCAACAGCCUCUCCCUCGAAGGGGGCUUGGGGAUGAUGAACGGGCAUUUGUCCAGCAACGUGGAGGGGAUGGGCCUGGCGGGACACUCCGUGCCCCACCUGCCCGCCAACGGUGGGCACACCUACAUGGGCGGCUGCACCGGCUCCUCGGCCGGGGAAUACCCGCACCACGACAGCUCCGUGCCCGCAUCCCCGUUGCUCCCCGCCGGCGGCGUGAUGGAGCCGCACUCGGUUUACUCCAGCUCGGCCUCGGCGUGGGCUCCCAGCGCCUCGGCGGCCCUCAACACCGGCGCCUCCUACAUCAAGCAGCAGCCCCUCUCGCCCUGCAACCCCACGGCCAACCCGCUCUCCUCCAGCCUCUCCACGCAUUCCCUCGACCAGCCCUACCUGCACCAGAACAGCCACAACACCGCCGACCUCCAAGGCAUCCCGCGGUAUCACUCGCAGUCUCCGAGCAUGUGCGACAGAAAGGAAUUCGUCUUCUCUUUCAACGCCAUGGCCUCCUCCUCCAUGCAUUCAGCGGGCAGCGGCUCCUAUUACCACCAACAAGUGACAUACCAGGACAUCAAGCCGUGCGUUAUGUGAGCCGCGGCGGAAAAUCCCCGCUGCUGGGGCCGGCCAGGCCGGAGGCGAGCGCUGAGCAUCCCCCAGAUGAGAUCCCUCAGGACGCUCUGGGUGCCAGGGGAUUGUCCCAGCCUGGCUUUGGGCAGCAGGAACGGACCGGAGCUCCGGGAAGCGGCGGCGGAGCGGAGAGAGGAGCCGGGAAUGAGCAGAGCCCCGGCCGGGGGUGCGAGCCCGCAGCGCCCGUGCGGGAGGAGAAAGCGAAAAUGCAGCUCCCCCCGUCCGUCCAGAAAACCCCGACUGCGAUUUGGGGUGAGGCUUUGCCAAAUGAGGUUUUGAUACUUUUUUU
Parus major (Great Tit) is the source of this 2128-nucleotide messenger RNA. It is a transcript of the gene FOXF1, whose product is annotated as forkhead box F1. Gene Ontology annotation, cellular component: nucleus. Gene Ontology annotation, biological process: animal organ morphogenesis; regulation of transcription by RNA polymerase II. The transcript has 2 exons. Gene Ontology annotation, molecular function: RNA polymerase II cis-regulatory region sequence-specific DNA binding; DNA-binding transcription factor activity, RNA polymerase II-specific. The coding region runs from base 583 to 1803 and encodes 406 amino acids. The record is from RefSeq and is a predicted model, not a curated record. NCBI's taxonomy places the organism in Eukaryota, Metazoa, Chordata, Aves, Passeriformes, Paridae.